Messenger RNA from Funneliformis mosseae, 1320 nucleotides. The record is from the annotation of a GenBank genome assembly. Lineage: Eukaryota; Fungi; Glomeromycota; Glomeromycetes; Glomerales; Glomeraceae.
AUGAUAGAUUUAGGUCGAUUGUUUAUAAUAGGAGUAACGUUUUUAAUAAGUUUCCUAGCAUAUACCUCUCAAAUUUUUAUAUUUUGGGAUCAUUUAGGAGGAUUAAAUGUAGAUUGUUUAAAAGUACUAAUACCAUUUAAUGUUUGUGUGAUAAUGAUUUUUUGGAAUUAUUAUCUAACAUGUACUACAGAUCCUGGUAGAGUACCUAAAGGCUGGUAUCCGGAAGAGAAUCAAGAAAAUGUCGAAUUAAAGCGAACGACACGCGCUCCAAGAUAUUGUAAGACAUGCGCUGCAUUCAAGCCACCAAGAACACAUCACUGUCGUACUUGUCCAUGGACCAACAACUGUGUGGGACAUUAUAAUCAUGGGCACUUCAUCAGAUUUGUAUUUUGGGUUGAUGUAACAUGUACAUUUCAUUUUAUAUUAAUGAUAAGAAGAACUGCAAAAAUCAUUCAAGAUAUGGCUUAUUACAGGGUUGAUAGUGAACCUACAACAACGGAAACAAUCUUUUUAAUAUUAAAUUAUAUUGCAGUUAUACCGGUAUUAUUUUCAGUUGGUAUAUUAAGCUUAUAUCAUUUUUAUUGUAUGUUAUCAAAUACCACAACAAUUGAAAGUUGGGAAAAAGAUAAAGUUUCAACAAUGGUCAGGAGAGGAAAGAUCAAGGAGAUUGUAUUUCCUUAUGAUAUAGGAAUAUAUAAAAAUAUCAAAUCAAUACUUGGGAAUAAUCCAUUAUUAUGGUGCUUACCACGAAAAAUGCAUGGAACUGGAUUAUCUUACCCUGUAACUAAAGAUGCAGAUCCAACAAUAUGGCCACCAAAAGAUCCAACUUUACCAUUAUCAAAUUCAGCGAAACCAUGGAACGAUAAUAAGGAAGGUGAUGAUAUAUUUGUUACUGAUUCAUUGUUAGACAAUGAAAUCAAGAAGAGGAGAAGAAAUACUAGAAAAAGUACUAGUAGCGAUAUAAUAAUACAACAAAAUGGAGGAGAAUUUAAAUAUUCACAGAGAAAAAUUAGGAGGGAUAGUGAAGGAUAUAUUGUUAAAGAUAUUACUUUGGAAGAAAAAGGACAUUAUUAUGGUGAAGAAGGAGUAGAAGAUGACUUUGAUAGUGAGGGUAGUGUUAUUUAUCCUAAACUAUAUCAAAAUCCAUAUGAGGAUGACGAUAAUUUACCUAUUGGAUUAAUGAUUGCUAAAAAACAAUUAGAAGCCAUGAAUGUCACAUCGGAUUUUCAAGCUCAUAACCAUAGUAAUGAGGAUGACGAUAAAGUUAUGGCAUAUACAAUUAACGAUAAUAAUGAAAUGAAUGAUAUGAAAAAGAGUUAA